GAUUUCGGAACGGAACUUCCCUCCUGUCUGAAAAACCAAAACAAAAACAAAUCAACGACACACGACACACGUCUCUAGGAUAUGUAAACAGUGGCCGAGGUCUCAGUUACGUGGAGCCAGAUAGAAGUCUAGCCUUGAACUCAAAAUAUUGAACGAAACAGACGUAUGAUGAUCAAUGCUUGCUGCGUAUUAUGUUGACAGCUAAAAUUGAAACGCAAACCUACAGUACUAACCGAUACCGGCUCGUGAGUGACACAGCUUGCAAGGCGUGAGGUCAAGUAUUGGACGAAACGAGAACUGUUUACCUCUAUAUUCGACUUAUGACACAACUUGCAACUCUGCAGUUGUCAGUCUGAUCUCGAGUCUGACGACAUGGAGUCGAUAACAAAGGCCGAUGUCCAAGGUAGCAUGUCGCUGACUGUUAAUGGAGUUGUGUAUAAAGGCUAUCGCCCUAUCCUUGAUGCCAUGAAGUCUUUUGCAGUAGACACACCAGGGGAUGUCCUUGACAUUGAAGAACUUACGGCUAAGACUUGUCCCAGCUCUGGCCAAGCUUGUCGUGGUCAGUGCAGAGUGGACAGAGGGGUCAUGACCUACCAGAACGGUGUGGACGCGUCGUUGUCGUGGUUGUCACCCCAGAGCCUGGAUGAUCUCCUGUCAGUCCUGGCAAAAAGUGCAAAGACAAACUAUAGACUGGUCGUGGGGAACACAGGCUUUGGUGUGUAUGAGGAGCUCGGAGCCUGGAACUACCAGACCUUGGUGGACAUCAGAGGAAUCAAAGAGCUCUAUAUUGUGGAUGUUUCCCCAGCCAGUCAUGUGACUCUUGGUGCUAACCUGACUAUCGCAGACCUGAUAGCUAAGCUGGACGGAGACCUCAGUGACCUGGCGUAUGCCGACACCUUCAGGAGACAUUUGAAGCUUGUUGCCUCAAAUACUAUCAGAAAUGUUGGGUCUUGGGCAGGAAACAUCAUGGUCAAGCAUGCUUAUCCCAACUUUGCAUCUGAUGUCUUCACCUUGUUAGAGACAGUAGAAGCCAGACUCAACAUUGUAAGUCAUAAAGCACGUGAACAAGUGUCUCUCUCAGAGUUCAUGACCUCCGACAUGGUUGGGAAGGUCAUUGUGUCUGUGCAGCUUCCCAAGUACCCAGAGCAGACGCGACAGAUCCGAAGCCUGCGCACCUCACAAAGAUUACAGGCAUGUGAGGCAAGUGUUGUGAGUGGCUUUAACUUCCCUGUGAAGGAUGAUGGGACUUGUCUCCUUGUUGCCCAGCCUAUCAUAGCCCUGCAGCUCAAGGGAAACCCAUUGAUUCGCUGCAAGAAGUCUGAGCAGUUCCUGACAGGCAAAGCAUUGUCAGAUGCUGCAGUGUUCAAAGAAGCUGUUAAAAUCUUAUCUGAGGAGGUUGUUAGCGGUGCAAAAGUGUCUGAUAAUCAAGACUUUCUUACAUCACUGGCAGUCAGUCACUUUUACAAGUUUGUGCUGAGUGCAUGCAAGACGCGGCUGCCAGAUCAACUUGUAAGUGGAGGCAGUGACCUUGAGCGAGAUGUAAUGUCAGGCACUCAGGACCUCGGAACUCAGAACCCAGAGAAUUUUCCGGCUUCUUCGGCAGUCAUGAAGUUGACAGCUCCCUCUCUAGGUAUCCCAGGAGUGGUGGCAUUCCUGCAGGCGUCAGACAUCCCUGGGGUGAACAACUGGAGACCCAAGGGAUGGUACGGGCCAGGGGAAGUCCAGGAGUUGCUUUGUUCUGGUCAAGUCCUGUAUGCUGGACAGCCACUAGGCGUUGUUGUAGCUGACAAUGAAGUUACUGCCAGACAAGCGUCAUCACAGGUCAAGGUCACAUACAAGAACAUUGAGCCUGCGGUAACAGAUCUCAAGGUGGCCAUUGCAAAGCAGAGGUUUCACACUGAGCCGAGAACUUUCUCAGCAGGGGAUGUCAAAGCUGCUUUGGCGUCGGCUGCGAAUGUUGUCAGUGGCAGGGUUCACACCGGCGACCAGUAUCACUUUCACCUGGAGAACCAGGUCGCAGUUUGCUCCCUUGAGGACACGGGAGGCAUGAAGGUCAAGGCCUCCUCACAGUUUCUGGACUUCACACAAGGCUCAGUGGCUCAGGUGCUGGGAAUGACAGAUUCAGAUGUAACAGUAGAAGUGACUCGGCUCGGAGGUGGCUUUGGAGGGAAAAUGUAUUACUCCUCCCAAGUGGCUGGGCUGUGUGCCCUGGCUGCUCACAAGACCAAAGCACCUACUAAAAUGACCUUGGACCUCAACACCAAUAUGCAGAUGCAGGGUUCAAGGACAGCCUACCGCUUUGACUAUGAGGUUGCUUUCGAUGACUGCGGCAAACUUUUGGCAGUGGACUUGACCUGCUACUCGGACUCCGGGGCUGUUUUCCUUCCUAUAGAUGCCAAUGAGGCUCUGGAGUGGUUUGUAGACAAUUGCUAUCUGUGCCCCAACUGGUCGGUGAAGGCUUUCUCAUGUCACACUGACAGACCACCCAGUACAGCCUGCAGGGCUCCUGGUUCAGCACAAGCCAUCUUUGCCAUGGAAUCCAUCAUUGACCACGUGGCUUCAUUCCUAGGCUUGGAGCAUUUGGCUGUGAGAAAACUGAACCUAUUUUCAGAAGGGGAGAAAACUAUGAAGGGAGUUGUACUGGAGAGCUGUCUCAUCCGUGAUGUUGUAUCCCAGAUGGAGGAAGAGAUGGCUUAUGCUGAGAGGCAACGGGCGGUGCAGGAAUUUAAUGCGAGACACCGGUGGAAGAAGCGUGGCCUUCACCUGAUGCCCAGCAUGUACUCCAUGGUGUGCUGCGAGAUGCUGUGUCUCAACACGACAGUGUCCAUCUGUCACGGCGACGGUAGUGUGGUGGUCACUCAUGGCGGGGUGGACAUGGGUCAAGGGAUCAAUACAAAGGGAGUUAUAAAAUGUUGCGAGGAAUUAACGGAAAGGAUACAGCCUAUUCGAGACUGUUUGGGUGACAGCACCGAGUGGGAUGCACUGGUUCGGCAGUGUUUCUUUGAGAUGGUGGACUUGACUGCUUACUACAGGUCAGGAGCUGGGAAUCGCAGCGUGAAAAACUACAGCUGCUACAGCGUGUGCUGUGCUGAGGUGGAGCUGGACGUUCUGACGGGUCAGUACCAGGUGCUACAGGUGGACUACUUGUGUGACAGCGGCGUCAGCCUGAACCCCCGCCUGGACCUGGGCCAGCUGGAGGGAGGGUUCAUGUUGGGCUGUGGCUUCUUCCUGCUGGAGUCGAUGACCUUUGAACCUGACAGUGGACGUGCACUGAGCACAGGCACCUGGACUUACAAGCCACCAAUGGCCAAAGAUCUCCCCAUCAAGUUCAACGCCAAGUUCUUGAGGAAUUCUCCCAACCCAGUGGGAGUUCUAGGCUCAAAAGCUGUUGGCGAGACCCCAGUAGCCUCGGGGGCGUGUCCGCUGUUUGCACUCAAGAGAGCCGUGGAAGCUGCCAGGUCGGAUGUAGGCAUGACGGAGUGGUUUCCCAUGG
Messenger RNA from Aplysia californica (California sea hare), 3493 nucleotides. Its product is annotated as xanthine dehydrogenase. NCBI's taxonomy places the organism in Eukaryota, Metazoa, Mollusca, Gastropoda, Aplysiida, Aplysiidae. The record is from RefSeq and is a predicted model, not a curated record. Gene Ontology annotation, molecular function: oxidoreductase activity; FAD binding; 2 iron, 2 sulfur cluster binding.